Lobosporangium transversale is the source of this 603-nucleotide messenger RNA. RefSeq lists its product as hypothetical. Lineage: Eukaryota; Fungi; Mortierellomycota; Mortierellomycetes; Mortierellales; Mortierellaceae. The transcript has 3 exons. The coding region runs from base 1 to 603 and encodes 200 amino acids. The record is from RefSeq and is a predicted model, not a curated record.
AUGCAGUUGCCAUUCUUCCUUAAGAAGCCCGCCGUGGCCAUCAUUGGCGAUACGUGUUAUACGUCCUUGAUUGAAGAUUUUAACUACCGCGAUGUCCCUUGCAUCAAGUAUGCCAUCUCAAAGGGUCUAGGGUUUGGAAUUGUUGCAGGAGGUGCCAUCGUCAAGGUGCCACAGAUCAUCAAGAUCAUUAGCGCUCGCUCUGCUGUCGGUGUCUCACUCUCUUCCUACAUGCUCGAGACCCUUGCCUGUGUGAUCUCACUUGCCUACAAUAUCCGUGCAUUGGCCUUUUUGCAGGCUGCCACUAUCCCCAUCAAUUUGUUCUCGAAGGUACCUCAGAUCAUUGAAAACUACAAGAACGGAAGUACAGGACAACUCGCAGCAUUCACUGAUCUCUUGCCAGAGUCUACACUACAUUUGACAGAAGUAGAUGACAUCAUCAUCCUAUCCGGUUUUAUGUUGAGCACGCUUUUCAACUGCAUCUUGGCCUUGCAGAUGGCUUUGUACUGGAACAACAAGGCCCCUGCUGUACCAGUCAAGGGCGAGAAGGGAAGCUCCUUGGCGGGUCCAUCCGAGACCAAGAAGCGCGUCAAGAAGCUCGAUUGA